CAACGCCGCCGCAGCCCGGGGCUCGCCAUGCUCCUGGCCUCGGCCGUGGUGGUCUGGGAAUGGCUGAACGAGCACGGCCGCUGGCGUCCCUACAGCCCCGCGGUGAGCCACCACAUCGAGGCUGUGGUCCGUGCGGGCCCCCGCGCCGGGGGCAGCGUGGUGCUGGGCCAGGUGGACAGCCGGCUCGCGCCCUACAUCAUCGACCUGCAGUCCAUGAACCAGUUCCGCCAGGACACGGGGACCCUCCGCCCAGUUCGCCGCAAUUACUACGACCCGUCCUCGGCUCCCGGGAAGGGCGUGGUGUGGGAGUGGGAGAACGACAAUGGCUCGUGGACGCCCUACGACAUGGAAGUGGGCAUCACCAUCCAGCACGCCUACGAGAAGCAGCACCCCUGGAUCGACCUCACUUCCAUCGGCUUUAGCUACGUCAUUGACUUCAGCACCAUGGGCCAGAUCAACCGGCAGACCCAGCGCCAGCGCCGCGUCCGCCGGCGGCUUGAUCUCAUCUACCCCAUGGUCACUGGCACCUUGCCAAAGGCCCAGUCCUGGCCAGCCAGCCCCGGGUCGGCCGCCUCGCCCCCGGGCCCGCCCUGCUCCUGCCCACAGUGCGUCCUGGUGAUGAGCGUCAAGGCGGCAGUGGUCAGCGGGAGUGCCGGGCCCCUGCAGCCCCCAGCGGCCCGCAAGAACAUGCCCCCAUCUGGAGCGGUCAAGAUGCCCCCCCUUCCAGGCCCUGGGGCCAAGCCAAUGGACAGCACGGGCACCAUUCGAGGCCCAGUAAAGACCGCCCCGUCACAGCCAAUCCGGCGACAAGCCUCCAGCACAGCGGCAGGGGCCACCGCGGGCUCUCCUGCCAGCCCCCCAGGGGCCAAUAGCAAGACGGGAAGGGUGGCCCUGGCGACUUUGAAUCGUACCAACCUGCAGCGACUGGCCAUCGCCCAGUCCCGGGUGCUGAUCGCCUCCGGGGUCCCCACUGUUCCAGUGAAGAACCUAAAUGGGUCUAGUCCUGUCAAUCCUGCCUUGGCAGGAAUCACUGGGAUACUCAUGAGUGCAGCCGGGCUGCCUGUGUGUCUCACCAGGCCACCAAAGCUGGUGCUCCACCCGCCCCCUGUCAGCAAGAGCGAAAUAAAAUCCAUUCCAGGGGUUUCCAACACAAGCCGCAAGACCACCAAGAAACAGGCCAAGAAAGGUAAAACCCCAGAAGAAGUGCUGAAGAAGUAUCUGCAGAAAGUCCGGCACCCACCGGAGGAGGACUGCACCAUCUGUAUGGAGCGCCUCACGGCCCCCUCAGGCUACAAGGGCCCGCAGCCGACGGUCAAGCCUGACCUGGUGGGAAAGCUGUCCAGAUGCGGCCACAUCUACCACACCUACUGCCUGGUUGCCAUGUACAACAACGGCAACAAGGACGGGAGUUUGCAGUGUCCAACCUGUAAGACCAUUUAUGGGGUGAAGACAGGCACCCAGCCUCCUGGGAAGAUGGAAUACCACCUCAUCCCACACUCCUUGCCUGGCCACCCAGACUGCAAAACCAUCCGUAUCAUCUACAGCAUCCCACCUGGCAUUCAGGGGCCGGAACAUCCGAAUCCUGGCAAGAGUUUCAGCGCCCGUGGCUUCCCGCGACACUGUUACCUUCCAGACAGCGAGAAAGGGAGAAAAGUUCUGAAGCUGCUGCUGGUGGCCUGGGAUCGCCGCCUCAUUUUUGCCAUUGGUACCUCCAGCACCACGGGCGAAUCAGACACUGUCAUCUGGAAUGAGGUCCACCACAAGACAGAGUUUGGCUCUAAUCUCACUGGCCAUGGCUACCCAGAUGCCAAUUACCUGGAUAAUGUGCUGGCUGAACUGGCUGCCCAGGGCAUUUCUGAGGACAGCACUGCCCAGGAGAAGGACUGAGCUGGAAGGGCUUUGAGGGGGAGGGUUGUGG
Messenger RNA from Rhinolophus ferrumequinum (greater horseshoe bat), 1918 nucleotides. It is a transcript of the gene DTX4, whose product is annotated as deltex E3 ubiquitin ligase 4. Gene Ontology annotation, cellular component: nucleoplasm. NCBI's taxonomy places the organism in Eukaryota, Metazoa, Chordata, Mammalia, Chiroptera, Rhinolophidae. Gene Ontology annotation, biological process: Notch signaling pathway; protein ubiquitination. Bases 28 to 1887 code for a protein of 619 amino acids. Gene Ontology annotation, molecular function: zinc ion binding; ubiquitin protein ligase activity. The record is from RefSeq and is a predicted model, not a curated record. The transcript is spliced from 9 exons.